This is a messenger RNA of Penicillium subrubescens, 1262 nucleotides long. RefSeq lists its product as uncharacterized. Bases 275 to 1156 code for a protein of 293 amino acids. Lineage: Eukaryota; Fungi; Ascomycota; Eurotiomycetes; Eurotiales; Aspergillaceae. The transcript has 3 exons. The record is from RefSeq and is a predicted model, not a curated record.
CCUUUCCUCCGUAUCGACCCUCCUGCGUCAGAUGAGCUCACCUGCACCCCGAAAUCCCCUCUUGGAAUGUUUCAUGGCAUUCCGAUCAAGGGGCAGUGUUUUGGUUCAGCCACACCUCAUCGCUGCCCGACAACCAGGCAAAAAAAGCACUUAAUAGCUCGGCCGCGGUCCUGAAUUUUUUUGGGGUUCGCAUGCCUUCUGCGGGUUCAGAGGAGCUCGUCUGUUGAUAUACCAUUCUUCUUCUUCUUUCUUUUCAGCCUUGUUCCCCGACCUCAUGGCUACUGAAAGCACCCAUCGGCCUCGCGCCGCUACCACCAGUAUACCUGUGAUGGGCCCUCCUUCCUCUAUUCCUCGACACUCCCAAGGCUCGGGUCAGGCUCAUAGAAGUCCUGUCUUGUACCAGGGGAGUCCGCCUUUGGGGAUGAAUGACCAUGAUAUCAACAGUACGGCGCAGGGACCGUUGCGUCAUCCCAAGCCCAUCACCCCGUCGGACUUACAUUUGGUUCUAGAGAAGGAGCAGGAAGCAAUGGUGAAUCGAUUGACUCGGGAGCUCUCUCUCCUCCGCCAACAGACAGCCUCCGUGGCAUCGACAGCCUCCUCCACAUCGACCAUGAACGAUCCUAUCGAUGGGUUCCAUACAUCCCCGUCGUUGGGCAGCUCCACACACACCCACUCCUCCCGACGUCAGCGGUCAUCCUCCAGCCUGAGCUCUCACACGGCGGCCCAAAGCUCGCAAGCUGCCAGCGUGACGGGCAUUGCCCCCUCUCGCGAGACAAGCAUACCUUCCCGGUCGAACGACACCUCUCACCCUCGCACAGUUCGAAGCCGAGAGCCGUCUCUCACAUCACGCCGCCCGUCGAUCGGGUCUAUCCCCUCCCACCCGCAAUAUUCCCACGGCGACCAAUUCACCCAAUACGGAAGUCCAUCCAUCUAUCCCCACCGCAACUCAGUCUCCCAGACCCACCUGGGAUUGUCAAGCAAUCCCCUCUCACGGUACGAAGAAGCUGUUUUGCACAAGUCGGAGUUGGAGCAGAUCAAGCGGGAAAAUGAGCAGCUGCGAAAGCGGGUUCGGGAGUUGGAAAAUGUGUUGAAGAAGCAGAGGGAUGGGGAGCCGAUGACGCCGACGGAGACUCCGCCCCCCUUUGGGGAUUCUUGAGGGAUCUUCUAAAGUGCUUUUACUGCCGGGUGCAGUGCUAUUUCUCUUUUGUUACUAUGAUUAUCCCUACCGGGCUGGAAGAAUUUGCAGGCAGUCAUAAAUCCAC